AGACAAGGAAGGGUUUCCUUGACAUUUGAUGCCGCAUUAUUAAAUGGUUUCAUAGCUUUACCUGCAAAAACAACGAGCAAGAAAGCGGAGAAGUGGAGAAAUAUCUAGCAAUAUGGAGACUGAGAUCACCGAUGAGAAAUCUGUCAGGUCUCUCGUGGUUGGAGGGAACUCUGGCACUAGCAAGGCAUAUUGCAAGUGCGGCGAAGGGUGGCAAUGUGUCAUCAAAAGGACUGAAGGUCCUGAUUCCGGCAAGGCCUUCUUCAAAUGUGGUGAAAAUUGCACUUGUGUCAUAGAUGGAGAUGGUACAGUGAAGGAGCUAGAGAAAAUUGAUCCUAGCGAAGCAUACUGCGAGUGUGGUGAAGGUUGGACUUGUGUCAUCUCAAAGGUUGAAGGUCCCGAAGCUGACAAGACCGCCUUCGAAUGUGCUGAUGGUUGCUCUUGUGUCACUACUGCCUGAAACAUAUUAGAAGAACUCUGCUAUAGAAUAUCAUAUCAGAGAUACUCCUGCUGUCAAAUAAAGGGCUUGUCGCUAGGGACUUGGCCACAAGCGUAUGUAGUUAUGUACUGUACUGUGCAUGUGCGCACGAGCACAUUUCUCUGGUGUGGCGUAGAAUGGAAUAUGUGAAUGAUAGGUUUGGCUAAACAAGUCGCUCAAUAAGGUCUUUAUGCAAACUAAUGGAAGACAUGGUUACAUUCAA
Messenger RNA from Argentina anserina (silverweed cinquefoil), 698 nucleotides. RefSeq lists its product as uncharacterized. The transcript has 3 exons. The record is from RefSeq and is a predicted model, not a curated record. The coding region runs from base 113 to 457 and encodes 114 amino acids. Lineage: Eukaryota; Viridiplantae; Streptophyta; Magnoliopsida; Rosales; Rosaceae.